ACAAUGACAUAUUUUUCUCAUUGUAAUGACUACACUACUAACAGAAAGAAAUGCAGAUCACUUUUGUAAAUUUGCGAUUGUAAUUUUAAUAUUCAUUUAUUGAAUGCUGCAACUGCUGCAAGACACAAGGUACAAUCAUUUCUGAUAAAUGGAGAUCAGGAAACCUCAAGUUACAAGUUCACGGAAAGACAUUACUUAUAAACCAAGUGCAUGGAGUGUGCAUCAGUUUGAAAUAUGGAGCGGUGAGCUGUUGUGCAAAGCUGUAGCGUUGCGCGUCGAUGGAGCCCUGCUGCUCUGGGUCGGCAGCGGCGGCGCACCGGAGCUGAGCGAGGUGGCGCUGGGCAUGCCGGGAGCGGGCCGCGCGGCGCUGGCCACCACGCUGGUGGGCGCGGACGGCGCUGCGACGGCGCUGGCUCGCCGCCUGUCCGCCGCGCUCGCUCGACCUGUUUACGUGUGCAGCGGCCUUGUGUUCGACCGCUUUACGAUGCCACUCGUCGAAAGUGGACUUAUUACAGAAAUUAAAAGCAGGCCAGAAUGCUUUUAGACUUGUGACUACUCUAAAUAAGAAAGAAGCCAGUGUGCCGGCUUAUUGCGAUAUUAAAAUUUGAUUGUUACCCUAAAAGAUAAGUGGAAUAAAGUGCAAAUGUGCCAAAUGGAUGUAAUCUUGUUACAUCAGAGAACACCUUGGGGGGAGGGGAAACUCAGUUUCUUGCAUUUUGUGCAGAUUUUGUAUUUCAUUGUUCUUUCCAGGUGACCAUAAAAAGUGUACAAGAUAAUAUCUAUUACGCCACUUGCUGAAACUCAAA
Molecule: messenger RNA, 806 nt
Organism: Helicoverpa zea (corn earworm)
Lineage: Eukaryota; Metazoa; Arthropoda; Insecta; Lepidoptera; Noctuidae
Exons: 1
Coding region: 149-544 (131 amino acids)
Biological process (GO): proteasome assembly
Source: RefSeq, a predicted model, not a curated record